AUGACCACAAUGACCGAAGUCUGUAGCAUCAAGAACAGCUGCCAUGAUGGGAAGGCUCUCCUGGAGUGCACGUUGCGGGAUGUCUUCCUGGAGACGGCUGCAAGAUUUCCAGAUCAGACAGCUAUUUUCGAUGACAACUGCCAGAGGAGCAUCAGCUAUAGCAAGGCCAAUGGCUUGGCCACGUCUGUUGCAGCGUCUUUGCAGACAAUUGGAGUAACGAAAGGAGACCGCGUUGCAACCAGUCUUGGCAACAGUCUUGAAGGAUACCUGUCCAUCUUGGCCUGCUACAAUAUUGGAGCUAUUGCCGUUCCUCUUAAUCCAGCAUACAAGCUGGCGCAGGUCGUCGGUGCUCUGAACCAUGUUAGUGCCAAGUGUCUCAUCAUUUCCCUCGAUGCACGACUGGCAUAUGAUCGAUCGGAGUCGAACACCCCUCUGUUGCAAGAACUGGCGAAAGACGACGUGGUGCCCGGCCUAGACCAUAUCAUCGUGGUAGACAAUGCAGGCGGCAGGACUGAUGAGAUCGUCCCGACGGAGAACUUCACGCCGUGGGACGAUUUGAUCGCUGGUGACAAUACCCUUCAGGAGACUCAUGUUGGUCCAGGGGACGUCGCGCUCAUUCAAUUCACCUCAGGAACGACAACGGCUCCGAAAGGCGCAUGUCUCACGCAUCGUAACAUCGUCAACUCUGCCUUGAUCAUGGGCGAGCGCCUGAGAUACACCCACCGCGAUGUGAUAUGCUGUCCUUUGCCACUCUUUCACGUAUCUGGGACCAUUCUCGGAAUGGCAAUUUCUUUGUGCUUUGGCGCGACUCUGGUAUUCCCUGCUGAAGCAUUCAGUCCUGAGGCGACCGUACUAGCGCUUCGUACGUUGGAGGCCUCGUCGUUGUACGCUGUGCCGACGAUGUUCAUCACAAUGCUGGACUAUGUUCGAGAGCAUAAGAUCAAGAACGAGGACUUCCAAUCCUUGCGAACCGGGAUCAUCAGUGGUUCUCCAGUCCACGCUGCACUAUUGAGGCGGAUACAAGAUGUGUUUUCCCUGCCUGAGCUCGUGGUAGCAUGGGGUAUGAGCGAGACAACUGGAGCAGCUACGAUGUCACACCCGACCGAAGAUAGCGUCUUGCAACGGACGUCGACCGCAGGAAGGCCCUUGGCGCAUACGCACGUAAGAGUCGUAGCGCGAGAUGAUCCGUUUCGUGAACUUCCUGCUGGUGACCGCGGUGAGCUGGUUGUGUCCGGAUACCUGUUGAUGCAAGGCUAUUGGGCAGAUGUGGCCAAGACCAACGAUAUCAUGGUCCGCGACCCAUCCACCGGGGUGAUCUGGCUGCGGACUGGUGACGAGGGCCAGCAAGAUGUCAAUGGAUACGUGACCGUGACUGGACGUAUCAAGGAUGUCAUCAUUCGUGGAGGUGAGAACAUCCAUCCUGCAGAGAUUGAGAGCCUGUUGAUCGAGCACCCUCUUGUUCAGGAUGCUAGUGUGAUCGGGAUACCGGACCCAUUCUACGGCGAGGUCGUUGGCGCAUUUGUCGUCCUGGCGAGUGAUGCUGAGCAAGCUAGUCAUAAAGCUAUUCGACUCUGGCUGGCUACCAAACUCGGCCGCACAUGGUUGCCGAAAGAAGUCUUCUUCGUGACAGACCUCCCGAAGACACCAUCUGGCAAGAUCCAGAAGUUCGAGCUCCGCGAGAAGGCCACUCAAUUAUUGGCCGACAAGGCCAAGUGGAGCUACGCGGCGGAUGCCUACAGCGAGGGCAUCCAAAAGGCCUCAUCCCGAGUUGCCGCUCAUUUGAUCGAGAUGGUCAAUCGUUCGCAACCGAUUACAGAGAUUUCUCGGGUUGUUGACGUUGGGGCAGGCACUGGAGCGGCGACAGCAGUCCUCGCAGAGACGACUGCAGCCGGACGCAUCGUCGCAACAGAUAUUGCACCUCUCAUGCUGGAUAAGAUCGUUUUGUCAAGCACAUCCCUGACCAGUAAAAGAGUCGAGAAGCGUGUCGUGGACGUCUUCGCUCUCUCAAAAGUCUUUCCUCGCCAUAUCUUCACUCAUACCGUCUCGAAUAUGCUUUUGCACAUCUUAGACGAUCCAUUACUAGCAGUCAAGGAGAUGGCAGCCGUGACUCGCUCUGGUGGUGCUCUCGCGCUCGCUAUCACGGGUACACCUGUGUUUCCAUACAUCCUUUGGGAACGUGCUUGCCGGACCUUGGACGAUACAUUUCGAGUCUCCGACCCAUUUCCAAGCCGAUGGUCCAAGCCGCGAGACCUUCAACAAGCAUUCGAUGCUGUGGGUGCCGAGAACGUGGUGAUCCAAGAGAUAAGCGUUGAGUGGCCCUUCCGCGACGGAAGCGAAUUCGUCAAGCUGUUUGGCAAUGGCAAACAUCCCGGCUUCACGGCCGCUGUUGCAGAAUGGAAGGGUUGUCGAGACAGCGCUCUGCAAGCAUUAGUCAAGGUCUUCGACGAAGAAGCAGACUUCUGCCUGAAGGCUGUCAUAGGUGUAGGGCGGUUGCCAUAG
Fulvia fulva is the source of this 2499-nucleotide messenger RNA. Its product is annotated as Acyl-CoA ligase SID4. Lineage: Eukaryota; Fungi; Ascomycota; Dothideomycetes; Mycosphaerellales; Mycosphaerellaceae. Gene Ontology annotation, molecular function: medium-chain fatty acid-CoA ligase activity; S-adenosylmethionine-dependent methyltransferase activity. Bases 1 to 2499 code for a protein of 832 amino acids. The transcript has 2 exons. The record is from RefSeq and is a predicted model, not a curated record. Gene Ontology annotation, biological process: fatty acid metabolic process.